AUGCAUGACUAUAUCAUAGUUGGGGGCGGUCUUUCGGGUUGCGUUCUCGCCAGCCGCAUCCGAGAGUACGAUGAGCACUCCACGAUUCUUCUCAUAGAGGCUGGAAAAGAUACUCGUGGGCGCCCUGACGUUCAAAACAUGCAGGUCUUGAAUUUGGGUGGUGAAUUAGACUGGCAGUACGAGUCAGAGCCUGUUGCUGGUCUUGCUGGUCGACGAGUUACCCUUAACGCUGGGAAGGGCUUGGGUGGCGGUUCAGCAAUCAAUUCAGGUGGAUGGACUCGCGGUGCUUCAGUUGACUACGACGAAUGGGCGUCUCUUGUUGACGAUGAUCGAUACAGUUACAAUGGUCAACUGCCCUGGUUCAAGAAAUCCGAGCGAUGGUUCGACGAUAAUGACCCUGCCCAGCAUGGCCAGGACGGACCAAUGCGCAUCACCUGUGCAAAGGCUUCAAACCGCAGGUUCCCUCUUGCUGAGCAGGCUGCUGCUGGCUGGGAAGAUCUCGGCAUUUCUACGCUUCCCAAUGGCGAUCAGAACGCUGGGGAUAACAUCGGUCGUGCCUAUAUCUGCGAGGCCAGAAGUGAUGGCAAACGUGAAUGGUCCGCGGAGCAAUACUCUCUGGAGGGUGUCGAUGUCCGUCUUGAAACAUCCGUUCAAAGAAUUAUCGUGCAAAAGUCUGAUGGAAAGCUCAAGGCGACGGGUGUCAAGUUGGCAGAUGGUAGCGUCAUUUCUGGUAAGAACGUGAUACUGUCUGCCGGCGCACUCCGUUCACCUCAGCUCCUCCAACUCUCGGGCAUAGGCUCAAGCUCCCACCUUCAAGAGGUUGGAAUCGAGCCAUUGGUCGACCUGCCAGAAGUUGGUGAAAACCUAUCUGACCAUAUGAUCUUCUUUCAACACUGGCGGCUACGCGAUCCCUCUGCGGGAUACACGUUGGGGUCAGACAAUCCUCUCUUUCAACAACCACAAUAUGCCCAAGGAGUGCCGGUCGAUUGGAUUGUCAACACCAGUGUUGCAAGUGAUGGACUCGCCAAAGCUAUUGCGAUCGAUGAGGGUGUUCAGCCUGAAGCGUCCAAGCAUUCUCUUCUCGCCAAGAAAAGAACGUUCCUGGAGAACAUUUUGAUGUAUGCAAAGGUUCCUUUUCCUGGGGUUCCUAUCGAUGCAGAACACAUCACGACCGCGGUGGUGACCUUCUUGCCAACUUCCAGAGGCUCUGUGACAUUGAGGUCGGGAAAUCCUGACGAUCAUCCGAAAGUCGACCCCAACUACUUGGCCACCGAGGUGGACAGGCACGUCUUUCGUGAAGGACUACGCCAGCUAACAAAGUUCAUGCUCGGGUCUAGAUUCAGCGUGAACAUCGCUGGCGAAUCGGUACCUGAAGGUCUUCCUGCUGAGCCUCUUGGUCUUGAUGACGAUAACGAUAAGCUGGACCAAAGACUAGCAAUGGCCAGUGGGACAUCAUGGCAUCCAACCGGGACUUGCUCUAUGGGAAAGGUGGUGGACACGGAGUUUCGUGUUAAAGGGAUUGAAGGCCUUCGAGUUGUUGACGCGUCGGUCAUUCCUGUACCGAUCAGUGCACAUAUCCAAGCGCCUCUUUACGCGCUUUCGGAGCAGGCAGCGGCCAUCAUCACGGGCAACGCUUAG
Messenger RNA from Fusarium pseudograminearum CS3096, 1638 nucleotides. RefSeq lists its product as uncharacterized. Gene Ontology annotation, molecular function: oxidoreductase activity, acting on CH-OH group of donors; flavin adenine dinucleotide binding. Bases 1 to 1638 code for a protein of 545 amino acids. The transcript is spliced from 3 exons. The record is from RefSeq and is a predicted model, not a curated record. Lineage: Eukaryota; Fungi; Ascomycota; Sordariomycetes; Hypocreales; Nectriaceae.